AUGUUCAGGUCGCUCGUCAAGGGCGCCAAGAAGCUGGCCAUCGGCGAGAGCGGCGGAGCACCGGCCAGCGAGCUCUUCCCCAAGGUCGACCCCGAGGUCGACGGCGAGGACUGCCUGAGGGACUGUGACAACUGCCCGACACACUACCCCAAGGGCUUCAAGAUCGAGGAGACGGACGACAUCUACGGCGGUGUCAAGGCGUGGAGCACCCACGUCCUGGUCGCCACGGGCAAGUCGGACUGGUCGCAUAAUGUCGCCGACGAGAAGGGCAGCGUCAUGCAGGCCAUCGACAGGGCCGACAAGCCGAGCAAUGGGCGGCUCAUGCUGUCCGCCUCCAACAUGCCGACCCCAACCCACAGCAGCGACUACUCGGAGCCAACCACGCUCCUCCUGCUGCCUGCCUUUGCCGUCGUCCACAACGUCACGCCCGCCUCCGUCCCCGCACUCGUCUCCGAGUACAUCAACCGCUCGCCUACCAACACCUCGGCCCUCGAGCCUGUCUCCGCCGCCGCCAUCCCAGCCUCCCUCCCGCCGCCAGGCCUGCACGACCCUGCACCCAAGCUCCACGGCCUGACCAGCCACCCAAGCCCGCACUCUGUCCUCAUACUGCUGUGCUCUCAGAAGACCCGUGACGCGCGCUGCGGCCAGUCGGCACCCCUCAUCAAGAAGGAGCUGCAGCGGCAUCUGCGCCCCCUCGGCCUGUACCGUGAUCUGGACGACGAGCGGCCCGGCGGCGUUGGCAUCUACUUUAUCUCCCACGUCGGUGGGCACAAGUACAGCGCAAAUGUCAUCAUCUACCGUCGUCCGGACCCCUUUGGGCUGGAUGCGCUGGAGAGGGUAAAUCUCAAGGACGGCGAGAGCCUAACCCCCCGCAAGAGGGACCCGACCAAGGAUGACGGCCCAGAUGCAGGUGCCGGGCAGUGCAUCUGGCUGGCCAGGGUGAAGCCCGAGGACUGCGAGGGCAUUGUCAAGUACACUGUCCUUCAGGGCAAGGUCGUCAAGCCAGAGCAACAACUCAGGGGCGGCUUCGACCGCGCCAGGGGCUUGAUGAGUUGGUGA
Molecule: messenger RNA, 1059 nt
Organism: Diaporthe batatas
Lineage: Eukaryota; Fungi; Ascomycota; Sordariomycetes; Diaporthales; Diaporthaceae
Exons: 2
Coding region: 1-1059 (352 amino acids)
Source: RefSeq, a predicted model, not a curated record